GUCAAAUCUAUGUGAGGGAGCUGAAACAUUCAAGCGGUUAGCAUCCCCUCCCUGCCCAUUCCCUGUGCUGGGAUGGUCUUUUCUCGAGCGCUCAUAAUCUAAUCUAUUUCAAUCAUUUGUGGACCGUGAUAAAAGAUAGACAUUUAUCAGAUUAUUCGUGGAGAAUUUUUUUCCCCGGCGCAAUAGACAAGGAUACAUAAAUUCAUUGUGACUGUUUAAGAAUUACGGCUAUUUUUCUCUUUGUUCCGUAGUGUGAACAGUGUUGAGCUUUUUCGGUUGUUUUAUUUGGCGUCCGUGCAGUUUGUCCCCAAUUAAAUUACGCCCGGACUCAGUGAGUGUGCCGUAAGAACCGUGGACUGGGUGAACGUGGUGAAUGCCGCAGAAAACUCAAAGAAUAGAGCAACUUUCCGCCACUUGAUUUGAACGUUUCUAACGUGCUUCUUGCAUUGGCUGGAUUCUUUCGUUGUUGACUGUUCGAGACUCAACUUUGCUCCGUAUCCGGAUGGAGGAAGUGAGAAUUGAAAUUAUGAUAAAAUAUUUGCUGUAGUGAAAUAGGAUCGAGCCAUCGCGAACUGGGAGCGAGUGAUUGUACACCGAAGCUGCCGGGGAGAGGUCACCCACUUUCGAUCGCUGUUUUUCGUCCCAGCGUAGGGAAAGCUUUUUUUUGAGUGGUUGAAUCGAGGUAACAGCAUUCAGUAGUACAAAAAAGAGUAAGCUGCUCUAAAAUAAUUACAUUCACAAAAAAUCAACCCCCGCGCAGUGGUACUGAGGACUCUGAAGCCAGCGAAUCGGAAACGAAAAAACGUAAAACGGAAGCAGUCGAAAUGUUCGUCUUUAGAAAGAGUCCCGUCGCAUCGUCGAUUCUCGCAUUGAGCCUGACGCUGCUAUCAAUAGGGCUGCUGGAUUCGGUUCCACCGGUGGAUGCCGGUGACGUUCCGGGUCGGAGUCACAAAGCCAUGCGGGUGCACGGGCACGGAAGGUUCAAGGAUGAAGUGACAACCACCGCUGCUAAUGUGGACCCAGCAGUGAACGAAGACGACGAUCAUAAUGAGGCGGAAGAUGAUAUUGGCGAUAAUGAGGAAAAUGGGGUCACAGCUGGUGCAUCCGAACAGACCGAUAUAACGACACCGGGCAGCAUUAAUUAUGUAGCGACUACGCCGAAAAUAGUGAAAUCAACUAAGGUGCUGAGCAGAUACGAACAAGGUCUGGAGGACUACGAGGAAGCAGCGGAUCGGAUCGACCGGGAGAAGACACAGCCCAGCAGCGUGCAACAAUACAACAUCGGCAUGGCGAAGCCGAUCCUAGCAUUGUUCAACGUGAUAAGCAGUGCUUUAUCGUCUGGAAGAGCAUUGCGAGUGGCAGGACCAGAUCCGACCCUAUUCUUUGGUUCGAGCUGGCGGAAGGGUGACGAUGGCGCCAGAACCAGCAACAGUUUCACUAUUAGCAGUAAAGAUAAGCACAUCAACAGUGAAAAAUCAACAAGCGAUGAGGACAACGCAGAUAAUCAAAGUGGAAAUUCGACCGCCGUAGCAGCUGUUGAGGGCAGAUUCAUCAAGGGGGAUCCACUGAAUGGAUACUACGAUUUUGUUAUCUCCGAGGGAUCGUACAAAUUUUGGGCAGUUUUUCAGGUGGCAACAGCUGUGCUCAUCAUCUAUUCCACUUUUGCCGCAAUCUAUUAUUCCAAAGUAAGCCCACUGACUUCGGAUUACGACUAUAUUGACUAUCUGGGUGGCGGCAGGACCUUCGCGGGAGGAAGAUCGAUGGAUGGCAGCGGACGACAGCUGAGCAACACGUGGGAUGGGCUACUCAAUAAGCCCUGGUUCAAUGUGGCCACUCAGUCCUUCGCCUUCGUGAUGGAUGCAAUCGAGAGAGUACCCAAGUAGUGCUGCCGUUUCUCUAGCCGGAUCGGUUAUGGGACGGAUUGGAUGACACUCGGCUGUCGUUCGACACAUUUUUAUGGAACAUUUGACACAAGUGGUGCCCAGAAGGGAGCAGUAAAAUUGAUUUCGAAUGUUUCAUCAGAAUGAAGUCGUACUUAUUUAUCGUUAUGGUAGGGAAUAAAUCGAAAUUAGGUAUAUCUGUCGAAAAUACUAUUUCAAAUUGCUUUA
This is a messenger RNA of Toxorhynchites rutilus septentrionalis, 2108 nucleotides long. RefSeq lists its product as uncharacterized. NCBI's taxonomy places the organism in Eukaryota, Metazoa, Arthropoda, Insecta, Diptera, Culicidae. The record is from RefSeq and is a predicted model, not a curated record. The transcript has 4 exons. Bases 825 to 1883 code for a protein of 352 amino acids.